UGUUGGCGCGUUGUUGUCAUGGCAACCAAUGCUAUAACAUCCGUUAGUUUGGACAUACUCGGUCGUUUACUAUUAUGCUUGUGCGUUGUAGGGUUACAUAAGUGUUUGACAAGUUUGAAACGCAUUUUUUAAUUUUUAGAAAGACAAAUACGAAUUACCGUGAAAAAUCAUGAGUGAAAACGUGAAAUUUAUAGUAACAGAAGUAAAUAAAUUGUUAGGACGAAAUUACAACCGGAUCGGAUUCAGUACCUUAAACGCCGAAGAUUUAUUACAGAUAUUAUGCAAUGUACUGAUGAAAAUACAGCAACAAGAUAGUUCGGAUGUAAAUAUUAAAUUGGAUUUGCCAGAAGAAAAUUCUAAAUAUAUUUUAACAGCACUCCGAAUACUUAAUUAUCAGCCUGAUGUGGAUCCUGUAACAUUUAGACAAGGAUUAAUUCGAGGUGAAAUUGAAAUUGUCUAUCCUAUAUUUAUAUGGCUUCUAACGCAUAUUGACAUAGUUCAGAAAAGAGCGUAUCUAUCAAAAUUUCUCGUCAAGCUCGAAAUCCCGUCCGAGUAUUUAGGAGAUUCGGAAAUAUCUUUUUUACACGAGCAGUAUUUAUCUUUCGUCGACAAAUUUAAAACAGUUCAUAAAGAAAGAGAAAUAGGAAAGAAGAAUGUUGAAAGUGCUGUUGAACUUGCAACGGAUUUACAAGCGAUGGCAAAAGAAAAGGAAGCAGUUACAGCGCGUAUCAGCAAAAUCAAAUCAAAGGCUGAACCUGCACUGUAUUUAUUAGAUGCCUGCAGAUUGUUACGAAUGGAAAGGGACAAGGAACGGGAUCUAAUAUCGCAGAAAGAGCAAGAGGAAGAAAUUAUCUCUGAAUUACAAAGUUCUCUUCAACAAGUUGAACGUGAAUUAUAUACGUUAAAACGUGACAGUACUGGACUUACAUCACAAAUAUUAAUCCAACAUUUAACAGAGGAACUGACGGUGCAAUCUGCGAUUGUAAAAGAGAAGCUUCCUUCUGAGUUAAAUACAAAGAAGAAUCGAAUGAGAGCAUUAUCGGUAGUUAAAGAAUAUUCUUAUUUGGGUCCAGAUAAAAUUAUGGCUAUGAGAAACAAUUUAGAUACGAUAUUAAAAGAUAUACAAGAUUUGGUAGAAUACAAAAUAUCUAAAAAUGAUAUUGAUAAAAUGGGACCAUUUAGACAACAAGUUGCUGCUAUCGGAAAUAUGAAACGGAAUGCUCUUGAACGUUUAGAAAAAAUCGAAAGUUAUUUACAGGAAUUACAGUCACGAUUAAAAGAAAAACAGGAUCAUUCAAAAGCUUUAGUGGAAACAUCAAUUCCUAGAGCAGAGGAAUUGAAAAAGUAUAUCAAUCGUUUAAAGACUAAGAGUGCAUUAUAUAAACGUUGCAAAACAGAAAUAACUGGUUUAAAAGCAGAAAGUGGUGUACUUCAACGAACGGCAACUAUUUUAGAUGGACAAAUAAUUCAUUCUUAUUCAACUAAUAUUCCAUCUAAAGUAAUAAUUCCAGAAAAUUAUACACUAGACAAUGCUUUAGUAACAAAUACUCAAUUGUCUCACUCAAUAUUAGCUUUGAAAACCAAUAUUACUCCGAUCAUAAAAGAUAUGAAAGCAUUACGGCAAAUAGUACGUGAAACUAAUGAAAGAUAUCAAAAAGCGUGUAAAAGUCACAAUACAAUAGAAAUAAGUAUGAAAAAUACGACAAGCGAUUUAUUGUCCGAAACAAAACGUUUAAAGGAUAAAUUAUUACGGGAUACUGAAGAUAAGAAGCAAUUACAACAAAAAAUUUUAAAAAUAAAGAUUACUGAAGAGAAAUUACGUAAAGAAGCAGAAACCAACAAUGAUAUUAAUAAUUUAGGACAAACAUUCAAACGGGAAUUACAUGAUAUAAUACUAAAGGAAGAAGAAACUUUAAAAAAAUUGAACAACGAACAAGAUAAAAUAAAAGAACACACUGUACAAUACGACAAUAAAACGCAACAAUGGAAUAAUGUCAUAUCAAUUUUUACUUGCAAAAUUCAAUGUGCAGAAGAAAGUAAACAGACUGAUGGCAUAGUUGUACGAAGAGGAUAUGCUGAAACUCUUGUGUUGCAAUAAUAUUUAUAUUUAUUUUAUAUUUAUCACACAAAUUCUGAAUAGACUACUAAAUAUUAAAGAAACCCCCACAUUUUAUAUGAAAAAUGGCUUUCAGUUAGAUUUCGCGGAAAUUAAAAUAUAUUAUUAAAUUAAUAUAUUUAAAAAAAUUAUAAUCAGCACCAAAAUCAAGCUGCAAUCGUUUAGGCCUUUUCAAUUUUAUCGAUAUAUUUAAACAUUUAUACGUUCUAAGAAUUCAUUAUUUAUACACGUCGCUGAUAAAAGUACGUUUUUUAACAUAUACUUGCAGAGAGUAAUACCAUAUGCUUCGGUGGUUGAAUUGGCUAGGACGCCCUCACGGAAUGACGGGAAAUCUGGGUUCGAUUCCCGGCAGAGGUAUUAUUUUUUGCAAUAAAUUUUCAGAUUUUUCGAGUAAAGCGGGAUUCUAAGAUGCCAAUAAGUAUCAACAUUUAGCUUAUAACUGUGGUUGAAGACUGACGAAUUUGUCGCGCAGUUUAUAUAAGCUGUGAUUAUUAAAUUAAUAUAUUUAAAAAAAUUAUAAUUAGCACCAAAAUCUAGCUGCAAUCGUUUAGGCCUUUUCAACUUUAUUGAUGUGUUAAAAUAUGUUAUUGCCCACACCUUUCUGAUAAAAAGUGUCAAUAGGCAUGUUACAUCCGGCAGACUCUACGAUUUCCCUUUGUCAGAGAAACAAAUAAGAUUACAAAAGAAAUUCCGUUUCAACGGUUUCCGAUAAUUUUUUAUGCGUGUAGGAUUAGUCUGUUAUAAAUGUGACGACAAAUAUGAGUGGACGAAACGACCAAGUCGAUAAUUUCAACUCUUUUUGAAUAUCGAGUCAACAAACAAUAAAUUCUAAACGUAAAAAUACAACAACAAACUCAGGUUCGAAGCAAAGUUUCACGUUUUCUCACAAAAAAAUGAGCAAUAAAAACUCCAAACAUUAACAAAAAUAAAUAACCGUUUCCUCCAUCUGCGAACCAUACCCCUACAGCAUGAAAUAUUGCUGCAACGUUACAGAAAUAUUGUAAUAGUGCAUAAUAUAACCAAUAUUGCAGGAAUAUUGUAGCAAUAUUACAAAUGUAAUAUUACCUAGCAAAUGUUGUACAAUAUUGCAACAAUAUUACAAAUGUAAUAUUCCUUAGCAGAUGUUGUGCAAUAUUGUAGCAAUAUUACAAAUGUAAUAUUCCCUAGCAGAUAUUACAAUAUUGUGGCAAUAUUAUAUUACAACCUUGCAAAAUUUAUUUCUGUAUAAUCCGUAUUUCUUACUCUAGAGCUAACAAUAAGUAAUAUUUUACAUAGUUUUAAGGGACAAAUAAAAAAAUAGAGCAGGAUAUUUUAAAUUUUUAUGUUAAGAUUAGAGCUAAAAGAUACAUAGAUUGUGCAACAAAUUCUGUAAUCACGGACAGCGUUGCGUCCCAUACUAGAUUGAGUGAAGCAAGUCCAGAAGAUGCUCACUCUGACUUAUAUACUACAUCAAUUAAACAGGUGUGAACCAUACUUGCAUGUAUAAUUCUAGCAUAUAAAUUGAUCAGGAUAGGUAUUUUCUAGACUUGCUUCAUCUUAAUGCUUGCUUAAAUCUAGAAUGGAACGAUUCGAUAUCCAUAGGUGUGUAUAUAUGUUAAUUUAAUUAAUUACAUUUUUUUAAUUAUUGUGCCACAACGGUAUGACAAUAAAUUCAUUUUCCGUUUUUCGUAUAAUACACAUCUUAUAUAUUAUUUAAUUAAUACAAUACAGUAAUUGAUUGUUUUCUAUGACUGUAAAAAUAGACAGUAUUACUGAGGAACAUGGCGUUUCAUAUAUAUUACCGAUAAUGUUACGCGCAUGUAAUCUACGUGCUCACUAAUAUUAUUACUGCAAGUGCGAUUCAUGGAUAAACGUUCAUCUAAAAGUAGUAUAUGAUGGGCCAUCUUGCAAUCUUUAUAUCUCAAAAACUACUGCUUGAAAUAAAAAUUUAAAAAUAAACUUUUUACUUAAUUUUUCAAGAAUUUCCUCGCUAUAACAUUUUGAGUCGCAAUUUUUGCGUUAUACUCUGCAUAACAUGAUGUUUUUAUGUUUCGACAAUUAUAUAAUAUUGCUUGCUCUUUUAAACAUUCCAUAUAGCAUAGAACCAUUUUGAAUGUUUCCGAUACAUAUAUUUCAAAAUAAACUCUAUAUCCUGUCAAAUACCCAGUGAACACAUUUUAUAGCGGCAAUAUAACAUGGAAGUUACAUGUAAUUUAACAU
Molecule: messenger RNA, 4315 nt
Organism: Monomorium pharaonis (pharaoh ant)
Lineage: Eukaryota; Metazoa; Arthropoda; Insecta; Hymenoptera; Formicidae
Product: intraflagellar transport protein 81 homolog
Exons: 13
Coding region: 170-2098 (642 amino acids)
Biological process (GO): intraciliary transport; cilium assembly
Cellular component (GO): cilium; intraciliary transport particle B; centrosome
Molecular function (GO): tubulin binding
Source: RefSeq, a predicted model, not a curated record